AUGGAAAAGGAGUUAACAAUUGCUACCCGCAUUUGUGCUGCAAAAAGUACCUACUGCUGGGAAAUUCGUCGUCAGUACGUGCUGGUGAUCCGUGACCGACGGACAGUUAAAUCCUCGAUAGUUCCUGACCCGCUGGGUGAACCAACACCCAAACCACAGUUGGAUUUACCACCCCUGCCACCGGGAACGAGUACAACAGAACAACCACAACCCCCACCUGUCCCAGCUCCUGCAGGUGAUCCCACCAUCUUACCAAAUAGCUAUGCUGGAGAACCCGAUGAGGAGGGUAGAUCGUCACGAGACUACGACAGCGAUCGUAGUCAGAGAUACGGUCCACCCUAUGAAAGUGAUGAUGCAUACUACCGCGAUCGAAAUCGAUAUGGCGAUCGGCCCUACGAUGAAAAUUACGACACACCUGUAAAGUACAGCAAGGAUGAUGAUCGUUACUAUAACUAUCGCGGUCAGGGAGGAUAUCCAGGAGCAGGGCCGUACAAUAAUGAUGAUGAACGUUACUACAACAGUCGGGGACGCUAUCCAAACCCUAAUCCCUACAGCAAUGACGACGAUCGUUACUACAAAACAAAUCCAUACAAUGAUGAUCGCUAUAGGGAUGAUCGCUACAAUGACGAUCGCUACAGAGAUGAUCGCUACAGAGACGAUCGUUACAGGGAUGAUCGUUAUAGGGAUGAUCGUUACCGAGAUGAUCGCUACAGAGAUGAUCGCUACGGAAACGACGGCUACAACCGGUACGAUGAUCCUGAGCGAAAGUACCAAGCUGCCAAUGAUCGUCUAAGUCGCUAUUUGGCUGAAAUUGAUCAAAAAAGCUCCGAUGAGUGCUUCCACAAUGUUGCAGCGCAGUGGAACUUCGAGACAAACGUCAAUGAGGCGUCGCAAUUGGAAGCACUCACCGCCCAGCAGCGCUAUUCUGAAUUUCAACGUGCCAUUUGGGACAGGAUGCGAUUUGUGGAUAGAAGUACAAUUUUCGAUGAUCACCUCUAUCGUCAAGUCAAUCUUAUGAGUAUCAUUGGGGCUAGUGCUCUGCCACCAGAUCAACUUGAUCGGGUAAUGAAGAAUUUUUAG
Molecule: messenger RNA, 1080 nt
Organism: Lutzomyia longipalpis
Lineage: Eukaryota; Metazoa; Arthropoda; Insecta; Diptera; Psychodidae
Exons: 4
Coding region: 1-1080 (359 amino acids)
Biological process (GO): proteolysis
Cellular component (GO): membrane
Molecular function (GO): metallopeptidase activity; peptidyl-dipeptidase activity
Source: RefSeq, a predicted model, not a curated record